Sarcophilus harrisii (Tasmanian devil) is the source of this 5132-nucleotide messenger RNA. It is a transcript of the gene LRFN1, whose product is annotated as leucine rich repeat and fibronectin type III domain containing 1. NCBI's taxonomy places the organism in Eukaryota, Metazoa, Chordata, Mammalia, Dasyuromorphia, Dasyuridae. Gene Ontology annotation, molecular function: protein binding. The record is from RefSeq and is a predicted model, not a curated record. The transcript is spliced from 4 exons. The coding region runs from base 188 to 2524 and encodes 778 amino acids.
CCGUCCCCAUCCCCCUUCCCUCUCCGUCCCCUCCCCUCCCCUCCCCCCGCCAUGGCGCGGACCGAGGCGGCGGCGGCCGGAGCCAGAGCCAGAGCCCGGGGCCGGGCCGGGGCCGGGGCCGGGCCCCCCCGGAGGUGGUGCCGGCCAUGAUUUCGUGAGGAGAGGACCAGUUGCUGAGGUCUCCACCAUGGCCCCAGGAUCUUCUUCAUCAUCAUCUCCUCCAUCUCCAGCCCUGCCCCUCCUUCUCCUCCUGUGGGCUGGGGCCCCCUCCUCCACUGGGCAGCCCUGCCCAGGCCGCUGCAUCUGCCAAAAUGUAUCCCCAACUCUGACCAUGCUGUGUGCCAAGACUGGUCUGCUUUUCGUCCCGCCGGCCAUCGACCGCCGGGUAGUGGAGUUACGCCUGACUGACAACUUCAUCGCCGCCGUGCGCCGCAGGGACUUCGCCAACAUGACCAGCCUGGUCCACCUCACCCUGUCCCGCAACACCAUCGGCCAAGUGGCCCCUGGUGCCUUUGCCGACCUGCGGACCCUACGCGCCCUCCACUUGGACAGCAAUCGCCUCGGGGAGGUGCGGGGCGACCACCUGCGCGGCUUGGUGAAUCUGAGACAUCUCAUCCUGGGCAACAACCAGAUCCGUUGGGUGGAGCCGGCCGCCUUCGAUGCCUUUCUGGGAACCGUGGAAGACCUGGACCUGUCUUACAACAACUUGGAGUCGCUGCCCUGGGAGGCCGUGGGCCAGAUGGUCAACCUCAACACCCUCACCCUGGACCACAACCUCAUUGACCACAUCGCCGAGGGCACCUUUGUGCAGCUGCACAAACUGGUCCGGCUGGACAUGACCUCCAACCGGCUGCAUAAGCUGCCCCCCGACGGGCUCUUCCUGCGCGCCCAGGCCUCAGGGCCCAAGCCACCGUCCACGCUGACCGUCAGCUUUGGGGGGAAUCCUCUGCACUGCAACUGUGAGCUCCUCUGGCUGAGGAGGCUGACCCGGGAGGAUGACCUGGAGACGUGUGCCACACCCGAGCACCUGACGGACCGCUACUUCUGGUCCAUCCCGGAGGAGGAGUUUCUGUGUGAGCCGCCCCUCAUCACGCGCCAGGCGGCUGGCCGCGCCCUCGUGGUGGAAGGCCAGGCUGUGAGCCUGCGCUGCAAAGCGGUGGGCGACCCCGAGCCUGUGGUGCACUGGGUGGCCCCCGACGGGCGGCUGCUGGGCAACUCUAGCCGCACUCGAGUUCGGGGGGAUGGGACCCUCGAAGUGACCAUCACCACCCUCCGAGAUAGUGGCAUCUUCACUUGCAUAGCCUCCAAUGCAGCCGGGGAGGCCACGGCCCCCGUGGAGGUGUGCGUGGUGCCUCUGCCGCUCAUGGCGCCGCCCCCUGCUGCGCCACCCCCCCUCAGCGAGCCGGGGUCCUCGGACAUUGCCACGCCGGGGCGGCCGGGGGCCAAUGAGACUGGCAAUGCGGGGGCCGAGCGGAGACUGGUGGCCGCGGAGCUGACCUCCAGCUCAGUGGUCAUUCGCUGGCCCGCCCAGAGGCCUGUCCCCGGCAUCCGCAUGUAUCAGGUGCAGUACAACAGCUCGGCCGAUGACUCGCUGGUCUACAGGAUGAUCCCGUCGAGCAGCAAGACGUUCCUGGUGAACGACCUGGCGGCGGGGCGGGCGUACGACCUGUGCGUGCUGGCCGUGUACGACGACGGCGUGACCGCGCUGACCGCCACGCGCGUCGUGGGCUGCGUGCAGUUCACCACGGCCGGGGAGGUCACUCCGUGCCGUCCGCUGCACGCUCACUUCCUGGGGGGCACCAUGAUCAUCGUCAUCGGCGGCGUCAUCGUGGCCUCGGUGCUCGUCUUCAUCGUCAUCCUCAUGAUCCGCUACAAGGUCUAUGCGGGCGGCGACGCCGGCUCUGGCCACAAGGGGGCGCCGCCGCGCGUCAGCCACGUGUGCUCGCAGACCAAUGGUGGCGCCGCGGGCUCCGGCUCGGCCCCGCCCCCGCCCACCGCUCUGGACCAAUACGAGGCUCUGCACGAGCUGGCGCCCGCGCCGUCGGGGCCAGACAAGGAGAAAGUCAAGGUCGAGGCGGAGGGGGCGGCGGCGGCGCCGCCCCCGGCGGUGGAGGCGGAGCGGCUCCUGGCCCGGUCGCUGGGCGGCGGCGGCUCCUCUGCGUCGCUCUGCCUGCUGCCCUCGGGGCCCGAGGCGGGGGCGGCCGGGCCGGAGGAGGACGGGCGGCCGCUGCUGGGACCCGCGGGCCCGCGGCGGAGCCGCUCGGGGGCUCCCCUGGGCACCUCGGCGCCGGCCUCAGCCCCCGCGCUUCCCCCGGGCCGGACCCCCCGGCAGCGCUACUCUUUCGACGGGGACUAUGGCGCACUCUUCCAGAGCCACAGCUACCCGCGCCGGGCCAAGCGGACAAAGCGCCACCGCUCCACGCCCCACCUGCUGGACGAGGACGGGGCCUUGGGUGGCCUGAGCCCCGCGCGGGCCCGCCUCGCCUUCACCAGCACCGAGUGGAUGCUGGAGAGCACCGUGUGAGCGGCAGCCCCGGGACCCGGGCCCGGCCUGGGGCGCCUCCCACUCCCCAGCCGCGGGGGUGCGUGCCCUGCUCUCCACCCGAGGCGCGACGCCCGGGGCUUCCGGGGGGCACUUCCGUCAUCUGGACGCCUGGGACUGAGGGGAGAAGGGGGGCAGGCUGGGGGGAGGGGGGGGCCAAAGGGAAGCCCCGUUCCUUCCCGGCCCCGCCCACGCGCGGGGGAGGGGCUGGGCUGGAGGGGGAGGGGAGUAGCAUGGACGCGUCGGGUCUCCUCUCUUCCCCUUUCUACCCCACCCCGGGUUCUUCACGCGCGCUCCGGGACCUCGCGGGAGCCGGUGCCUUACACAGCGGAGCGCGGGGCGGACACUUAGCAGCACUGAGACACGACACUCCCCACCGGGGACUGGUGGAUGCAGCCCCGGGAGGCCCUCCGGGGAGGAGGCGCCCACCGGGGCAGGGGAAGGGGGGGUUGUUGGGAGGGGGAGGGGGGCCUAUUUAUUGUAUCUGGCUGGACUAGAUCUUGUUCUGUCGCGUGUUUCCCCGAAUCAUGACCCCCGUAAUCAUCCCCCCUCCUCCCACUGCCACUUUCUCGCUCUGCCCCCACGGACCCUCCCUCAGCCCCUCCCUGACUCCAAGGAUCACAGUGUUAGAGCUGGAAGGGGCUUAGACACCCUAGUCUGCUCCCUGCUCCAUUGUACAUGCGGGGAAACUCGCCCAGAGGGGAAUGGGGUUUGCCGAGGACACACAGCCAGUUAGUGGCACAGCCGGGCUAGAAUCGGGGUCUCCCGAUGGCCAGUCUGUGGCCCUGAUCGAUGCACCACACUGCCUCCUCUUCCCCCCCCCCCAUCUUUCCCUAUCACUUCCAUCACCUUCAUCUCUUUGCCCCCUGCCCCCAAUCAUACCCAUCUCUCUGACCUCCCCAACCUGGCUCUCCCUCCUCAUCUUCAUUCUGGGCUGGUCCUGGCCUUGGACUCAGGGUUUCCCUUUGUAGGCCUGGAACUAGGACCUACCCCAAACCAAACCAAAUCCUCUUCCAUCCACACCCCUCCCCCCAGCCGGGGGCUUCCAGUCGCAGCAGAAUUAAACUUUUCUGUGUCUGAGCCCCCGAGUGAUGUGUGUGUGGAGUGGGCGGGGAAGGGGUUUAGGUUAGAGUUCAGGAAAGGGCAAGAGAUGGUACCCAGAAAGGCAGCAAAUCCAUGGCUGGAGGAGGAUGGGAAAGCCAUCCUAUUUGGGAGGGGAAGAGUGAUGGGGCUGGGGAGGGGGGAGAUGGGAAGAGGAGGUGAGUGGCAGACGGAGUAGAGGGGCCAGCAGUAAGGGAGUACAGAGCUCCUGGUGGCAGUGGCAAGCAAGUGGGGUAGGGUUUGGAGAGCUGGAAGGAUCAGCAAAAAGGCAGAAGACAGAAAUGGUGAGGGGAGGGGGGAGAGGUGUCCUUGGGGACUCAAAACUCCUCCCUACCUGGUCUGGGGAUGCAUAUGUGAGGGCCCAGUUUCCUGGGUUUGCCGGGGGCAGAGCCAGCCCUAUGUCCCCUUGGGGCCAAGCAGGCGGGGGAUGGAGAGAGACGGAAAUAGAAGCAGAGAUGUCUUUGAGAGAAGGGGGGGGAUGGAAAAGACUGCAGACUGCAGAGGGGGGAUGGGAGGCAGGCAGGGAGGUUGAAAACUAAGCAGGGACAGAGACAGUAGAGUGGGGGGGGGGGGGAGAGAGGUAGAGGCGGACCCUGCAGGGGCAGUAGCUUCUCAAUAAAUGUUCUAGUAAUCGAUGGGGAGAGAGACAGGCUAAGAAUGGAGGCAGAAAGAAAAAAGGAAGGAAAUAGAUGCAAAAAAAAAAAAAAAAAAAAAAAAGGAGGAAGACGGCUCAAAGAAAAAGGGAAGCCGGCAGAAACAAAGGUUAUUUUGGCCAAGAUGAAUUCAAAGCAGGCUUUCACUUGACAUAGUAGCUCCUGAUGGGCUCUCCCCAGAGCACCCUUAAUCAUACUUUGGGACGCCCCAAGGUCUCUGCCAACCGGCUUCAGAUCUCUGGAGGCCUCUACUACAAAGAGGAGGUACUCCAUCCCCAAGAGAAGCCCACAGUGGCAGAAAGGGAGGGGGGUUAGAACCCAUCACCUCGAGCUUGGAACAGUCUUGUAAACUGGGCUCUCUUCCAUAAGAGGCAGACGACUUGACUUUAAAAUCAGAGCAUCUUGGCAGGGCUACCAGUUGGGACUUGGAUCAGAAGGGCUCCCCCUUCUGAUAGAGGACAACACUAGCCAAGAGGGGAAUGCUGGGAAAAGUGGAUUUCCAGGAGGCCGGAGGUCAAGGGCCAGCUCUGCCAUCAACAUUGGCUAAUUUCCUUCCCAUUAGCUUCAUCUACCUGGGGAGCUUUUCUCUGGCUCCACAAGGUGACUGGGAGACAGGAGCAAACCUGGAGGAUCCAGAGAAUACUUGACUCCAAUGGCAUAAAUUUGGGGGUGGGGUGGAUUUUUGCAAAACAGAGGGUUUUGAAUGUGUACCGUGUGGAUUAACUCUUCAUACUUUCCCUACAGAAAGUUGGAAUUAAAGUGAAUUUUUGUGUUAACAGCUCACCCUCUCCCCCAAUGACUCUGAAACCAUUAAACCAUCCCCAGAUUCUGGUUCA